Neltuma alba is the source of this 408-nucleotide messenger RNA. RefSeq names its product NADPH:quinone oxidoreductase-like. Bases 1 to 408 code for a protein of 135 amino acids. NCBI's taxonomy places the organism in Eukaryota, Viridiplantae, Streptophyta, Magnoliopsida, Fabales, Fabaceae. The record is from RefSeq and is a predicted model, not a curated record. Gene Ontology annotation, cellular component: cytosol. Gene Ontology annotation, molecular function: oxidoreductase activity; FMN binding. The transcript has 2 exons.
AUGGCACCGCUGUUUUCCUCAUCUUUGAGGAAGUCACAGGAUGUAUCAUGUGCUGGGGUGAGAGUGGCCCUUCGUAUGGAGGAGGAUUGCGCAUCAAGAACACCAAAUGUGUGGGCAGGAAAAGCUGCGGCCGUUGUAAGCACAGGAGGAAGUAGUGGAGAAGCAAAAGCACAGCAUCAUCUUCACCAAGUGGGAGUGUUCAUUGAUCUUCAUUUCCUCAACAAGCCUGAUUUCUUCCUCAGUGCUUUCCAGCCUCCUGCAAAGUUCAAUGCCGACGGCGAUCUGAUUGAUGAAGAAGCCAAAAUUAAGCUCAAGAAGCUUCUUCUUUCUCGCAGGAAUUUACUCUCAGACCUCAAGGCAAAGCUGGAUCAACUUCAACCCUCACAAAUACUGAAGAUUAUGGGAUAA